This is a messenger RNA of Rhizophagus irregularis DAOM 181602=DAOM 197198, 1533 nucleotides long. The record is from RefSeq and is a predicted model, not a curated record. Lineage: Eukaryota; Fungi; Glomeromycota; Glomeromycetes; Glomerales; Glomeraceae.
AUGCGAACCGAAGAAGAGCCUAGACAAUUAGCCAUUACAAAAUUACCAAUAAUACCAAUUGCAGAAACUUUUAGUCAGGAGGUGCAGACAUCUAUAGCUUCAAGAAUAUUAGACUUACAAAAUGAGCUGCAAUUAUUGCAAAAGAAUUUGCAUGAACAAAAUGACUUGACAAACACAAUGAAUCCUUUAUCUAGAAGAACUUCAUUAAUCUCGUUGGAUUCAAUGUCUCAAUUAGAAAGUGCUCCUUUAUCUAGAUCCUCAUUAUCUUCACACACUCACUCAAAAUCUCAACCCCAAAUAUCUCCACAAAGACCAGCAUCGCAAACAUAUUCUCAACCUCAAUUGCCGUCAUUACAAGAUCAUUUGACUCAUAAUUUAAAUGAUUUAGAAUCAUUAAAAAUUUCUCAGUCAGCUAAAAUUGAUAAUACUGUUAUAAUGAAACCGCCAAAAAAUCAGUCAAAAAAAGUUUGUGGAGCAUUAAAUUUACCAACACCAGUAUAUAAAGCAUAUCGGGGAAAUCUCCGUGAUCUUAUUAAAGCUGGAUUAUUAGAUCUAAAUUCUACUUGGAAAAAGCAGGAUACAAAACAAGUUCUGCGAUUAAUCAAUAAGUUCAAAGCAAAAAACCCUUCCUUUCCAAAAACUGCAAACAAUUGGGCUAUUAAAGAAAUGGCACGUGGAAUUAUCAAUAAUAGACGAGAAUAUCAUAGUUCAGCAAAAAAGAAAAGACGAGAAAAUCGGCAGUUUGAACGUACUCAACAAAAAGCAUCCAAUAAAGUUUUUGCUAAAGACUUGCCUGAAAAUAAAAGGCCAGAAAAAGAAUCAAAUAAAGAAAAUGACGACGAAAUAUUAACACAAUCUGAAUAUGCUCAACAAAAAAUGUCCAGCAAUAAGAAUUCUGUUAAAGACUUGCUUAAAGACAAAAGGACAGAAAAAAAAUUAAAAGAAAAUGAAGGUGAAAUAUUUAAACAGUCUGAAUAUGUUCAAAAAAUAGUCAACAAUAAGGUUUCUGCUGAAGAUUUUAUGCCUAGAGACUCUGAUUCUGAUUCUGAUUUUUAUGAACAACAAUUUAAAUAUGGCCCAGAAGGUGGAGAGUCUAGUACACGUGCACAAUAUUUAAAACCACUAAGUCAUAAUCCAAUUGAAGAGGAAUCUUAUAAUUCAUAUCAGGAAUCAGAAGUCUCGGAAUCAGAAGUCUCAGAAGUCUUGGAAUCGGGAGUUGAGUUUGAGUCAUCAGCCAACUUGUAUAAUCCAAUAAAAAGACCUGCGAAAAAACCCCUGAAACAGCCUGAACAACCUGUGAAAAGAUCUGUGGAAAAAUGUAAACCUGUGGAACAACUUGCGAAAAAACCUGUGAAACAAUCCGCAAAACAACCCUCAGAACAGCCCCCAUUAAAAAACAAAAAAAGAUUCAGAUUCACUGAAUCUGAACAGCAAUCAUCAAAGUAUUUUUGUGAGCCUGAUGGUAAUCAUCCAAAAAGAAAAUCUGCUAGGUUAGCCGCCAAAGAACAAGCCGCAGUGAAAUGGCAGUAUUAG